ACUAUGAAACUCUAACAUUUCCGACGUGCUAUCUGGUUGAACAGGACCCUGGUAUGACUAGGAUAGCAAGUCGUACAUUUCAGAGUUUCCUAGUUCCGGCUAGAAUGUGAACGCGGCAAGACAGACCUGCGCGUGUGGCCUGUCGCUACUCACUACGUAGGCACAGAGUUUAAACUCUACUGUCUUUGACGUAUGUGUCGUUUGCCUGCAACUGGCUUUCACUGUAAAAACAUGGCGAGGCUUAGCGAGCAUGGGAUUCGUCUCAGUUCCAUGAGUCCGUCCUUCCUGAAUAGUAAUUCAACAAGUCAUACGUGGCCUUUCAGCGCAGUUGCAGAACUAAUAGAUAAUGCAUCAGACCCGGGAGUGACAGCCAGGCAGAUCUGGAUAGAUGUGGUGGAGGAGCAACAGCAGCUCUGUCUGUCCUUCACUGACAAUGGCAGCGGCAUGACCCCCAACAAACUGCACAAGAUGCUCAGUUUUGGUUUCACAGAGAAAGGUUCUGGUAAGGGAAGCCACCAGGCCAUCGGUGUCUAUGGAAACGGCUUUAAGUCUGGCUCCAUGCGUCUGGGUCGUGACGCUCUGAUCUUCACUAAGAACGGAGGCUGUUUGACCGUCGGCAUGCUGUCCCAGAGCUACUUACAGGCUAUAAAGGCACAGGCUGUCAUCGUCCCCAUAGUGCCCUUCAACCAACAGACCAAGAUGCUGGUAGUGACUGAGGACUCUGAGGCCAGUCUGAAUGCCAUCCUGACCCACUCUCUGAUCCACACCCAGCAGGAGCUGCUGCAGCACUUUGACUCCAUCCUGUCCAAGAAGGGCACCAAGAUCCUCAUCUGGAACAUACGCAGGAACAAAGAUGGUAAGCCGGAGCUGGAUUUCGAGAUUGAUGAGUUUGACAUCCGGAUUCCAGAGAUCCACUCAGAGGAGACCAAGACUAGAGGCAGGAAGAAGAGCUUUCCUGGACCGCAGAGGAAUGACCACACCAUCCCAGAGAUGGACUACUCCCUGAGGGCCUACCUCAGCAUCUUGUACCUGAAGCCUCGGACUCAGAUCAUCCUGCGACAGAAGAAGGUUCAGACCAAGCUGGUUGCCAAGAGCCUGUCACAGAUCGAGAAUGACGUUUAUAAACCCCAAUUCAAUAAAGACCGGGUUAAGGUCACCUUUGGGUUCAACCGCAAAAACAAAGACCACUAUGGCAUCAUGAUGUACCACAAGAACCGCCUCAUCAAGUCCUAUGAGAAGGUUGGCUACCAGAUCAAGUCAUCAGGUCAGAGGGCAGGGGUCGGGGUUAUUGGUGUCAUUGAGUGCAACUUCCUGAAGCCGGCUCACAACAAGCAAGACUUUGAAUACACCAAAGAGUACAGGCUGACCCUGUCGUCCCUGGGGCUGAAGCUCAACGACUACUGGAAUGAGAUGAUGGAGAAAAAGGCGAGAGAACGAGAGUUCCUGGCAGCAGAGAAGAGGAAUGAAGAGGAAGAUUCAGAUGAGGAGGAGGAGGAGGAAGGGGAGGAGAGUCCAGUGUGGCUGCAGUGUGAGGACUGUCUGAAGUGGAGGCGUGUCCCAGAAGGCCACUACAGCUCUACCCCUGAACACUGGAACUGCAGCCAGAACCCCAACACCAUGCUCAGGAGCUGCUCUUUGCCAGAGGAAGCCGAGCAGAGUGAAGCAGAGUUAACGCCAAGCUACCCGAAGAAGACCUACAAGAAGGACCAAGGCCUGGUCAGAAAACGAGGCCGUCCGCGGAAGCACCAUGUCCUCCCCCAAGGCCUGUCUGAACCGGUCCUUCUCCGCCCCCUACCCCCUGAUACACCCCUCCCUCUAUCUGAGCCGGUCCUCCUCCGCCCCCUACCCCCUGAUGCCCCCCUUUCUCUGCUCACAGAGGAGACUGAGGACAGUGAGCUGAAUAAGACAGUGGAUACACUGGUGGCCACUUUGGAGGAUGAGGAGGACAACAUGGCACAGUCCAUGUCUGGGUCAGACACAUGCGCACCCACACGCGCAUGCAAACGCACAUACAGCAGAAACAAGCGUAAGUCAAUAUGGCCGCCCAGGGACAUGGACAAGAGACCACAACCAUGGGCGGAGCCACACCCGUUCGCCGACGAGGUCCAAGAGGUGCAACAACCUAGGAAAGACGUCAAUGAACCACAGACACUGACUGGGCAGACAGAGAAGACCAAGGGGGAGAAGGCACUACUGGGGGCCACCAGAGUAGGCCCUGCUCAGCCCAGCUCCAGCCUUGCCUGGCCUCCCUCCCUCCCCUCAGCCCAGACGGUGGUGGUGUCCCCCCUGAGUCGUCCGGAGGGCCCCUGGCCCCGGGCUCUGACCCUUGAGGGGGCUGGAUCAGACAGGGGAGCCCUGGUCCAGAGACUGGCUGGACUGGAGAAGGAGGCUCAGAGGCUGAGGAGGAUACUGGGGUCCACUGCACUCCCAGCGACGCCAGACAACAUGGUGAUGACAGAGGCUCCCUCUGGGGAUAAGGCAGCUGCUGGGGUGGGGGUGGAGACACCGGUGGCCAUGGUAACCAAACUGGACCAAAUGGAGUGUGAGAGCUCCGUGUCCCCCAGUGGCCCUGGGGUUCCAGGGCUGGUUGUGGAUGGCAUCCAGCCCCAGAGAGAACAGCCUGAGCUGGGCAGACUGAGGAGGGAGAAGGCUGACCCCCAGAGCAGGCUGAGACAGACUGACAGCCCAGUGACCAGGGACCAGAGCUCCCGCAUUGUGCUGGAGAAUCUCCACAAAAUCCGAGGGAACGUGGUGGCUCUGCUGUCAGCCAUCCUACCCCACCUGGACCUGCAGGGCAUCAGCCUGGACACGCCAGACGUAGACAGCAUCCUGCAGCAGAUCAUAGAUGCCAACUCACUGUCUCCACUCUAGAACCCACUCUCAGUGCUCUAGAACCCACUCUCGGUGCUCUAGAAACUCACUCUCGGUGCUCUAGGAACUCACUCUCAGUGCUCUAGGAACUCACUCUCAGUGCUCUAGGAACUCACUCUCAGUGCUCUAGGAACUCACUCUCAGUGCUCUAGGAACUCACUCUCAGUGCUCUAGGAACUCACUCUCAGUGCUCUAGGAACUCACUCUCAGUGCUCUAGGAACUCACUCUCUGACCGCUAGAAACUCACUCUCUGACCGCUAGAAACACACUCUGCAUUAGUACUUAUUCUCACCAGUCUACAGUCGUGGCCAAAAGUUGAGAAUGACACACAUUUAUUUUCACAAAGUCUGCUGCCUCAUUUUGUAUGAUGGCAAUUUGCAUAUACUCCAGAAUGUUAUGAAGAGUGAU
This is a messenger RNA of Oncorhynchus tshawytscha (Chinook salmon), 3280 nucleotides long. RefSeq names its product MORC family CW-type zinc finger protein 3. Gene Ontology annotation, molecular function: ATP hydrolysis activity; zinc ion binding. NCBI's taxonomy places the organism in Eukaryota, Metazoa, Chordata, Actinopteri, Salmoniformes, Salmonidae. The transcript is spliced from 16 exons. The coding region runs from base 193 to 2871 and encodes 892 amino acids. Gene Ontology annotation, cellular component: nucleoplasm; nucleus. The record is from RefSeq and is a predicted model, not a curated record.